Molecule: messenger RNA, 1638 nt
Organism: Ustilago hordei
Lineage: Eukaryota; Fungi; Basidiomycota; Ustilaginomycetes; Ustilaginales; Ustilaginaceae
Product: putative SRP1 - Importin alpha
Exons: 1
Coding region: 1-1638 (545 amino acids)
Biological process (GO): NLS-bearing protein import into nucleus
Cellular component (GO): nucleoplasm; nucleus; cytoplasm
Molecular function (GO): nuclear import signal receptor activity; protein binding
Source: RefSeq, a predicted model, not a curated record
AUGUCGGCCCGUGACAUGUCCCGUCGUCAGGACAACUACAAGGCAAAGGGUGUCUUCAAGCAGGAUGAGCUUCGUCGUAGGCGUGAGGAGGCUCAGGUCGAGAUUCGUCGUCAGAAGCGUGAAGAGUCCAUGGCAAAGCGAAGAAACCUCAACGUUGGCGAUGAUACCGAUGGUGCCGAUUCCGACGACGAUGACGCCCAAUCCGCUGCUAUCGACGCACAGCUCGCCGACGAGCUUCCAAGGAUGAUCGAAGAUGCUAUGAGCGACAACCUCGACCGACAACUCGAUGCUACCACCAAGUUCCGCAAGUUGCUCUCCAAGGAGAAGAGCCCUCCCAUCGAGCGUGUCAUUGCUUCUGGUGUCGUUCCUCGCUUUGUCGAGUUCCUCAGGAGCCCGCACAGCAUGAUCCAGUUUGAAGCUGCUUGGGCCCUUACCAACAUUGCUUCCGGUACUUCCGACCACACUCAGGUUGUCAUCAACGAGGGUGCCGUCCCCGUCUUCAUCCAGCUUCUCUCCUCUCCCGUUCUCGAUGUUCGAGAGCAGGCUGUCUGGGCUCUUGGUAAUAUUGCCGGUGACAGCCCCAAGUGCCGUGAUUACGUUCUCCAGGCCGGUGCUAUGCGCCCUCUCAUUGCUCUCUUGAGCGAGAACCACAAGCAGAGCAUGCUCCGCAACGCAACAUGGACUCUCAGCAACUUUUGCCGUGGUAAGAACCCUCAGCCUGACUGGCUCAUGGUUUCGCCCGCUCUCAGCGUUCUCACCAAACUCAUCUACUCGAUGGACGAUGAGGUCCUCAUCGACGCCUGCUGGGCCAUCUCUUACCUUUCCGACGGCGCCAACGAGAAGAUUCAGGGUGUGAUCGAGUCUGGUGUCUGCCGUCGUCUUGUAGACCUUCUCACUCAUCCUUCCACUGCUGUUCAGACUCCUGCUUUGCGUUCCGUCGGUAACAUUGUCACUGGUGACGACUACCAGACUCAGGUCGUCAUUUCCUCAGGUGCUCUCCCACCACUUCUCUCGCUCCUCUCCUCCCCCAAAGAGGGUAUCCGCAAGGAAGCAUGCUGGACUAUCUCCAACAUCACCGCCGGCUCUUGCCAGCAGAUCCAAGCCGUUAUCGACGCCAACAUCAUCCCUCCUCUCAUCGAAAUUCUUCAACACGCCGAUUUCAAGACUAAAAAAGAAGCCUGCUGGGCCAUCAGCAACGCUACCAGCGGCGGUCUUUCCGAUCCCCAACAGAUCCGAUACCUUGUCUCGCAGGGCUGCAUCAAGCCUCUCUGCGACUUACUCCGCAGUAUGGACAACAAGAUCAUCCAAGUUGCGCUCGAUGGAUUGGAGAACAUUUUGAAGGUGGGCGAGAUGGAUAGGGAGACAGCUGGUGGUGAUGCAUCCAAUGCGUAUGCGCUUCAUAUUGAAGAGUGUGGUGGAAUGGUUUCGAUUCACAACUUGCAGCAUCAUGAGAAUUUGGAUAUCUACAAGAAGUGCUUCUAUAUCAUGGACAAGUACUUCCCAGAUGAUGAGGCCCAAGAUACUGGAUUGGGUGCUCCGCAGGUGGAUGAGACUGGUGCAUUUGCUUUCCAGUCCGAUUUGAACGCUCCUCAGGGUGGAUUUAACUUUGCUCCCUCGCAGAAUGGGAUGCAGCAGUAA